Nerophis lumbriciformis (worm pipefish) is the source of this 2130-nucleotide messenger RNA. The record is from RefSeq and is a predicted model, not a curated record. Lineage: Eukaryota; Metazoa; Chordata; Actinopteri; Syngnathiformes; Syngnathidae.
AUGUCCGGUGAGAGGAACCGCAGGUCGCUGGCGUUCCGAGGCGGAGGGCUAGCCGUGCUAGCGGGCUCCGGCGGAGGUUCCGCCAGCGCGGGGAACUGUAACAGCUGGGAGGCCCCGGCGAGCCAGGACCGACAUUUUAACGGCAACCGGCCGGACCAAGACGACGACGGGGACCCCGGGGCGACGGGACCAACGCGGAAGCGACUGGAAGGCGCCGGCUCGGUCAGCGACAGCACGGAGCCCGAGGCGGAGGAGGAAGAGGACGCGGAGGGGGUGGCCGACAACACGGGCCAAGGAGGCGACUCGGCGGCCAACGGCUACAAGGAAGCGGCCGGCGAAGACGGCGCAGAGUCGGGGAGCGGCGAGGCGGGACCCAGGAAAUGCGGCGUGGAGAUGAGACCGCAGACGCUCCUCCAGAAGCACUCGCUCUUCCACGCGUCCUGGCUCCACGAGUUCCCCUGGCUGCGCUUCUGUCAGCAGACGGGGCUCAUGUCGUGCUCGUGGUGCCGCGACGUCGCCACCCGCUGCGGCGACGAGCUCGCCAAGGGCAGCCGGAGCUACAAGCGGGCCCUGCUCCUCCGACAUCACCUGUCGUCCGAGCACGGCAGGAAUGACCCGAGCAAACAGGAGUCGGGGAGGCCUCUGGACAACGCCAGCCCGUCCACCAACUCGUCGGAGGAGGACUAUCGCAACAAGGCCAACGAGAACUCGUACUGCUACCAGCUGCUGCGGGAGUUGGACAAGCAGCGCAAAAGCGGCAUCCUGUGCGACGUCAACAUUGUGGUGUCGGGCCAGGUCUUCCGCGCCCACAAGAACAUCCUGGUGGCGGGCAGCCGCUACUUCAAGACCCUCUACUGCCUGACGCAGAGCGAAGCGGCCGAGCGGGCCACCGUCACGCACCUCGACGUGGCCGCCGUGCAGGGUUUCUCAGUCAUCCUGGACUUUCUCUACUCGGGCAACCUGCUGCUCACCAGCCACAACGCCAUCGAGGUCAUGUCGGUGGCCAGCUACCUGCAGAUGACGGAGGUGGUGCAGUCCUGCCGGGCCUUCAUCAAGGACGCGCUUAACAUCAGCAUAAAGCAGGAGGCGCCCGACUCGGUGUUGCUGGACUACAACAAGCGACCGACACUAGCCAAGGAUGUCCAGCGGGGGCGUCGCGAGCGCAAGCCCGGCAACUUCUGGGCCACCAGCAUCCUCUCCAAGCUCUCCAUCCAGGCUGGCGGUAACCGAGUCCAGGAGGCCGACGGCGAACUCCCCGCCGCUCCAAUCGAUGACGCCGGGGUGAAGGAAGAGUCCAGCGAUGUGGAGGUGACGCUGGUCGGGGCCGGUCCCCCUGGCGCGCCCCCGGCGAGCUGGAGCCACCACGACAACUCCUCCGACUCGGCCGACAACAACGAGGCCCGCGCGCAGGUGUUUGUCUGGAACGAAGCGGGCGGCGCCGCCAUCAAGCGCGAGGCCCCUGACGAUGCGGCCGCCGCCGGCAGCGGCCGUAGGAAAAAGACAGCCACCGCGCGAAGGUUCGUCUACAACUUCCCGCCCGAGCCCGAGGAGGGCUUCGACGAGGGCAUGUUCGUCCAGCCGUCCGCCUCCUACCCCAGAGACGACUUCUCUUCGCUCUCGGAAAACGCAGAGCUGGCCAAUCAGAUCCAAUAUAGCAUCAUCCAGCCAGGGGAAUCCUGGGAGAAUGGCGAGUCGCCGCUGCUGGCCAUCAACAAGCUGAAGUGUCCGCACUGCAACUACAUCGCCAAGCACCGGCGCACCCUGAAGAGGCACCUGGUCAUCCACUCGGGCGUACGCUCCUUCAGCUGCGACAUCUGCGGGAAGCUCUUCACCCGACGCGAGCACGUCAAGAGACAUUCCCUGGUCCACAAGAAGGACAAGAAGUACAAGUGCAUGGUGUGCAAGAAAAUCUUCAUGCUGGCGGCCAGCGUGGGCAUCCGGCACGGCUCGCGGCGCUACGGCGUGUGCGUGGACUGCGCCGACUCGCACCAAGCGGGCCAGGACGGCCUGGAGUUCCCGCGCGACGACGACUUUGACGACGAGCCGCCGGAGGCGGACGACGCCGGUGCCGCCUGGGCCCGCGGUGGCGACGCCGGUGCCGCUCCGCCCGACCGCGACAAGGAGUUCUAG